Geodia barretti is the source of this 4391-nucleotide messenger RNA. The record is from the annotation of a GenBank genome assembly. NCBI's taxonomy places the organism in Eukaryota, Metazoa, Porifera, Demospongiae, Tetractinellida, Geodiidae.
CACACGAAAUGACAGUUUUAUUUUGAGGAUGGGGACGGAUCGUGUGUCUUUUUGCAGGGUGUUGCUGUAUUAAUAUCUUCACCGACUUCGAUAGAUCGAGUGUAUAGUACUCCGCUCGCCGGAAUACUUCAGCCCCUGCUGUGUAAAAACUAAGUGUCAGGCAGUUCGCAGUUCUUCUCACCUAUGGCAGCCAUGGCCCAACGCCCAGUGCCGGCACGGCGGAAGAUGAACGUCGACAUGUCAUCCAAGACGAAACUGGUCCAGUCGUUCGUCGGGUUCAACUCCAGCACCGUCUCCGAUGAUCACAUGCAGCUUGCCAGAGAUUGCAUCAAGGCCGUCCAGCCUCGCAGCGCGCGCUACGAACACGUCCCCUUCCACAUGAUCGUCCAGUGGAACCAGGACAAGUCCAACCCCUCAAGUAUGAUAGCUCAGGCGUGCGACCUACUGCUGAAAUACGUCAUCAACUUGCUCAAACCAAAGAGACCCCAGGUGUGGCGCUCCAUCAAAGUCACAAACUCCCACUUCUGUGCCCGCGUCGAUUGCAUGGUGGGAGCCAGAGACAUCUUGGUGAAGAUCGGCUACUCCGAGUCCCUCCCAACUGCCAUGCAGUUUCCAGACCACGUCAAGGAGCCCGACAGGGAAAAACUCCAGGUCAUAGCUGCUGAGCUCCUGAUGGCAAAACUGGAGGCAGAGGGGGCCGAGGGCCAGUCGCUGUUAAUGACUCGGCAGUUCUCCGGAGGAAGUCAGGCGUCAACACCGUCCACCCCGACUGCAGGAUCGGAGCCAUCUUCCCUCUCUCCCUCGCACAGACCCUCUCCUCACGAACACACACACGGCACUCUCACUCACACCAACUCCGCUCCGAGUUCUAGUUACCAGCACCAUCAGUCGCCAUUCACUCGUGUGGCCAGUGUCAGUGAAAAUGGUGGUGUCUUGGGGAGUCCAGUGCAGCCCCUGCAGAUAGCGUCAACUAUCGCGUUUGUCCCUCACCCUGCCAUUUCCAGUACUUACGAGCCGCCCACCCUUCGAAAUGCUCCAGACACACCUCCAACUACCCAAACCCAGCCUUCUAGUCAGCCGACAUCACUUAAUUCCUCGGGGGACUCAAACUAUGGUACACCACCAUCCUCUAACUCCCCAAACACCACUAGUGAGCUGGACGAUAGCACAAACGCUUCGGUCGAUUACCAGACCAUGUUGAAGAUGCUCCAAAAGAAGCGAGGGGAAAUAAACGAAAAGAUAAAAAAGGAAAAGGAAAAAAAGCCCAACACACUGGCGACAGUCACACCAGCUGAAGACAGCCAAACUCAUAAGAACUUGGUGAGAGCAACUUCUUACCAAGGCUUACCUUCACAGAAACAGAAGAGAGUCGGUGGUCCAGAGAAGACCCACUUACCAAGAAAGGCUCAUCACUCUCCAAUCAUUGAGGAGGAACCUUCAGUUAACGGAGAAGGAGCGAGUCUGCAGAGCCGACCUCCCCAGCCUGUUGUGUCUGCCGCUCCCCCUGUCAACCCCGGGGGCCAAAUAUCAGGGAACCCUGGGGACCAAACAUCUGGAACCCAAUGUCCCCACUGCAGUCACAUAAUCCGGUCGGAUCUCGCCUCAUGUGACUACUGCUUCAAUCCUGUGUCUCAAUCCGUCACCUCCACGCUGCCUGCCCCCAUCCACACUGAGACUGGGCUUGUGAGACUCGGCUCCGGGGAACCACGACCCACGCCACCUCUACGGGCCUCUGCAGCCAGCGCCGAGGAAGCAAUGAAAAAACACCGCAUGACACAAGCCUUUACUGCCGAAAGAAACGAGACAGGAGCAGAAGCCGGUGCAGUCGCUCCGACUUCAAGCGCCGGAGUGCCUGAUAGCAACGAAAAAAGUUACAUAGAGAAGAUGCGUGAGAAAAUGGAGGUUUGGAGAAACGAGUGGAAAAGGAGGGGAUAUACGGAUGAUGAGAUUCCUGCUGAGCCAGGCAGUCAACCUCUGCCUCAGAUGAAGAAAAGGUCUCCCCAGCCCAGACAGCAGCAGCGGCAGCAGCAGGAGCAGCAAAAGGCGAAGAAGAGAGUGAACAAGAAGGACCUGGAACCCAGCAAGAACGCACUGAGUGACCUGGAGCGGUACAGGAGAGAGGAGGAGAGGAACAGAAAGAUGGAGAGCAUUGGGAGGGAAGGAGAGUCACUCAUGGAGUGUGUCAAAUUUUGUGUAAAGCGCAGCUAUGCCCUGGAGGAGAUAGCACUGGCCUACAAGAAGUGUGGGAAAGUCAGCAAAGAAAAGGUUUUGGCCUACCUCAGGCAGAACUGGGCACAGAGUGUUAGAGAGCUACAGGAGUAUGUUUAUAUGAUGGUGGAUCAAAAUGGUCGCUCGGUGGGUGUCCCGAGCGACCUGGAGGCCAGGAAAUAUCUGGUCCUCUCUGGUGGAGACGUGAUGACUGCUGGCAGAGAGGUCUACCUCUUCCGCAAAAAGAAGAUUGAGGAGCUGCAGCAGAAGUUCAGACCGCACCAAGAGCUGGACUGGAAGCCUGCAGUACAGGCUCUGUCUUCGUUCAACAUGAGCGUGGAGAAGGCAGCGUGCUCCAUCCAGUGCGAUGCUCUGCAACCGCUGUACGAAUUCAUCUUCAGUGAGUGGACCCAGGUGGCUGCCACUGACAUGAAGAACAUCAAAGGGAGGCUGAAGAAGGGUGGGGGAGAUGAGGCAAAGAGGGCUAACCUUCGUAUGCUGAUGGGGGAGUACAAGCUACCCAACAUGACCAAAGCAGAAAUGGUCCUCGAACUGAUGUACAAGAUGGAGGAUGAUGAAGAUAAGGACUAUCCUCUCUCCUACUACAUUGAUGCAGCGAGAGACUACUCAUCUAUGGAGGAUGCUGAGCGUGGUCUCAUAAAGGAGUGCCCAAUCUGCACGGAAACAAGACCUGUUCAUGAGACCAUCACUAUGCCAGGCUGCACUGAUACCUUGUGCAAGGAUUGCUUCAGGCGACAUUUUUCAGUGGUCAUAACAGAGAAAGGAGUAAAGCAUUUCAACUGUCCACUGUGUGAUCAGCCUGACAUGACAAACAGAGACGAUGCUCAGGAUCUGUACCAAGAUCUCUUUGUCCAGUUGAUCCAUGCACACCUGCCAUUGGACCACUACAACAUGAUGCAAGGCAAACUGGCCGAGAGAAAUCUACAGAAAGAUCCCGGCUUCCGAUGGUGUGCAAAUGACAAAUGUGGGAACUGUUUUAUCAACCCGAACCUCGACAGAAAGAAGAUCCAGUGUCCUAAUUGCGAUGGACUCAUGUGCUUUCAUGCAAGAAACCUUGGAAGGACCAGCACACCGGACUGACGUGUGAGGAGUUUGCCGAUUGGGAGAGGCAAAACGACCCAAGGUUCCAGAAGGAAGGCCUGGCCGCUCACCUGCAAGCCAACGGAAUCGAAUGUCCAGACUGCCACAUGCGGUAUGAGCUGGCUCGUGGAGGAUGCAUGCAUUUCAAGUGUACUCGAUGUCCCAAUGAGUUCUGCAGUGGCUGCGGAGGCUCCUUCAAGAAGGCACAGGCGUGUGGCAGAUUCCAGUCGUGUCUCAAAAAAGGCCUCCAUGCCCACCAUCCCAGAGACUGUCUCUAUUUCAUGAGGGACUUCAGUGUGGACUGGCUCCAGGCCUUCCUGCGGGAAAACAAAGUGGACUUUGAGACUCAGCCGGCACCUGAGCAGCUAGAGGCAGGCCAGCAAGCCAGGGGAGAGGAGGACGGGGAGGAGGGAGCUGUAGAACCUGGGGAUGGAGAAGAUGCACCAGCAAAGGAAGGUAUAAAUCUGAGGAUAAGGUUUUGGCUGCAGUUUUUAACUCCAGGAGGACAUCACAAUAGUAUCUUAGGAAGAUUAUACAAUAGCUUCUCUGUGUUUAUUGUGUGUAUAAUACAGGAGGAAAGGCAGAGCUGAAGUGCAGUGUGAUGUUGCAGAAAGAGCUGGUGGACAAACUAGUGGACGAGCCGUGUGGAGAUCCGGUCAAAGACGGUCACGCCGGACUCUGCGAGUAUGGCUCAAUGCCCCAGACUUAGAGAACUCUUGUUUCAUCAUCUCUGUCCCAUAGGAAACACUACAAAGAGUAUUUGGUUGACCGGAUCAACAAGGCAAAGUUGGAUCCUCUUCCACUCUACGAAAAGGAUGGCAAUAUUGAAAUAAUAUUAAUGAGGGAAGAGAAGGCAGUGCCUGAGAAGGAGGAAGACGAAACUGAUGAUCAUUACAAACAGAGGCUCAUCGAGCACAUAAAGAGAGAGGUUCCCCUGCAGAGGGGAGUUGAAGCCCAGGAACCUCAGCCUGCUGCCAACGUGCAGGAGCCAGCGCAGUGACAGUUUUUUUGCUUGAGAAAUAUUUUAUAUGCGGUUUCGUUUUGUAGAAGUGUUUCCGGGCUUACGUGCGUUCGCGCAAAAG